Thalassophryne amazonica is the source of this 4344-nucleotide messenger RNA. RefSeq names its product growth hormone receptor b (gene ghrb). Lineage: Eukaryota; Metazoa; Chordata; Actinopteri; Batrachoidiformes; Batrachoididae. Gene Ontology annotation, molecular function: growth hormone receptor activity; cytokine binding; growth factor binding. Gene Ontology annotation, biological process: positive regulation of peptidyl-tyrosine phosphorylation; growth hormone receptor signaling pathway; positive regulation of receptor signaling pathway via JAK-STAT. Gene Ontology annotation, cellular component: cytosol; external side of plasma membrane; growth hormone receptor complex. The transcript has 9 exons. The coding region runs from base 136 to 1872 and encodes 578 amino acids. The record is from RefSeq and is a predicted model, not a curated record.
CGUGUUUGAGUCCUGACGGUUUUUACCUGAAGCUAACAGCGGUGCAUUUAUUUGUGGAUUUUUGUGGAUUACUGCAAAGAAAAGACACACUGUUAAUUCUUUAUAACGGACAGCAGGCUGGUGUUCAACACAGAGAUGAACACUAUGGCUGCUGCUCUCGUCACCGUCCUUCUCUUCCUCCACACGUUCACUGCGUCGACUUUCCAGCCGACCUCUGACCUGGUUUUGCUCGAGAGACACCCACACCUCACGGGCUGCGUCUCCGCCGACAUGGAGACAUUUCGUUGCAGAUGGAAUGUCGGCACAUUCCUGAACCUCUCCGAGCUGGGAGAGCUCCGCUUUUUCUACAUUAGGAAAGAAACCACCCAGGACUCUCCCAAAGAGUGGACUGAGUGUCCUCACUACAGCACCGAGAGGCAAAAUGAGUGUUUCUUCAACAAAAACCACACAUCUGUGUGGACAAACUACGGCGUCCAGCUCCGCUCACGGGAUCAGUCCAUAGUCUAUGAUGAGGACUUUUUUGUCUUUAUUGACAUCGUACAACCAGAUCCCCCAGUCGAUCUUAACUGGACACUGCUGAAUGUGAGUAUGACUGGCAACUUCCUUGACAUAAUGCUACGUUGGCGGCCGCCUCAGUCUGCAGAUGUUGAAACAGGAUGGAUGACGCUCCAGUAUGAGGUCCAACACCGUGCAGCCAACUCAGACCUAUGGAAAGUGGUCAGCGUUGAGAAAGGCACGCAGUGUUCUCUCUAUGGGCUACAAACGAACAUAGACCAUGAGGUCCGUGUCCGGUGCAAGAGACUUGGUUCGAAAGACUUUGGAGAAUUCAGCGAGUCAAUAUUUAUACACGUUCCCUUAAAAGAUUCUAGAUUUCCUGUUGUAGGUCUGCUCAUCUUUGGCGCCUUGUGUUUAGUGGCCAUCCUGAUGUUAGUUAUCAUAUCCCACCAGGAAAAAUUGAUGGUGAUCCUUUUACCUCCUGUCCCUGGACCUAAAAUCAAAGGAAUUGACCCCGAGCUGCUCAAGAAAGGCAAAUUGAAGGAGUUAACCUCCAUUUUAGGUGGUCAUCCUGAUCUGAGACCAGAGUUGUACAACAACGAUCCCUGGGUGGAAUUCAUUGACUUAGACAUCGAAGAGCACAACGACAGACUGACCGACUUGGAUAUGGACUGUCUCAUGGACCCCUCCCUGUCCACCCACUGUUCCCCGCUCUCCAUGGGCUUCAGAGACGACGACUCGGGCCAUGCCAGCUGCUGUGACCCGGACCUUCCCAUUGACCCCGAAAUGGCACCAUUCCAUUCACUCCUCUCGAACCCGACCAUCAGCACGGAGGUGUCAUGCCCAUCGGCCUCCCCGGACCUCCAGAGCCUCCCGGCUGGUGCGCCUUCCUUUACAUCCCCGACGAGGGAAGCGCUGUACACCCAAGUGAGUGAAGUGAAAUCAUCUGGAGAGGUGCUGCUGGAACAUGAGGACCAGAAUGCAGAGAACAAAGACUCAGAGAUGGACAAUGGGGAAAAAGAAAAGGAAAAGAAAGAGCUGAAGCUUAUGAUGGUGAAUGUAGAUCAUGGAGGUUACACUUCAGGAGUCAGUACUGCGAGUCCACAGGUGAUCGUUACUGAAUCUUGCCAGAGUAAAGAAGACUUCAGUUUAGAACUGCCUCCAUCAUCUGCAGAUGACUGGAGUCCUCAGCGUGAAUCAGAUGUGAUCCCAUCUCACCCUGCUCCGGUCUACACUGUGGUAGAUGGCGUCAACAUAAGAAACAGCCUUCUGCUGACUCCGGACUCAGUGCCCACCCCACAGAUAAUAAUGCCAAAGGCCAUGCCAACACCAGAAGGCUACCUGACCCCUGACCUUUUGGGAAGCAUCACACCAUAGAUCCACGGUGUAUUGUACCUCUUUAAAACUCUUCAGAUAAACAAAGAGAUAAGUUUGGGAACUGUUGAGAACCCCAAGAUUUAGUGCUGAAUGUCAGCCUUUAUGAAAUACUGGUGGACCUUCUGCCCGUGUUGGCACCACCACCACAGUGUUCGACAGCUGCUUCAGCAAACUUGUGUGGUUUGAGGAUUGGUAUAAGAGAAGAAAAGCACACGCUCAUGUCUUUUAGAAGCUGGGAGCUGGACAUAACGUCAAUAAUUCAGUGGAAUUGAUAUUUAACAAUCAAGUCUGAUAUGCCAUAUCUCCUUUCAUUAAGUGCCAACACAUCUUCCAUAUCUGGAUCCCUAUCUGCACCCCCCCCCCACCACCACCCCCAUAUAGACCCCUGAGCACCUUUUUAAAUAUUAUAAAUUCAUUGCACUGCCUAUUCUUACACUGCGUUUUACAUUAUUUUACAUAUCAGAAGCUUUCGGAUUGAUAAAAUCUGGGUAUAACUGUUAUUCUACACAAGAUUCACAAUCAAGAUUCAAGAACUUUGUUCUAAUUAUGCACAGUUGGUGCAUAGACAUGGUCUAAGGUGUUGUGCGUUUCACAUGUUGGUAUAGCCUGGGAAGUUCAGGCUUGAGAUUUGUCUCAUUAAAAUCCCCAGCGAUGACAAAAGCACCAUCAUAGUGUAUGAACUGUUGUUUGCUGAUGGAAUCAUACAUGUGACCAAGUGCUAGCUAUGCAUUUGCCUGUGGUGGUAUGUAUACUGCAGUAAUAAUAACAGUCAGUCCCCUGUGUAAGUGAAAUGGUUGGCAGUCCACCUCCUGCCUUCUGACACGAGUCAGGUGUUCUGUCAGCACAAUGGAACAAGCUGCCUGUUACUUCAUCUGCAGCAUCCAGCAUGGCCUGUUGUUAUUCAGCGAUAUCGUCAUAACAAUCCAGUCUAACGACAUGAUUCAGCAGCACAAAAUAUAUAUUAAUCUAUUGGUUCGUCAUAUUGUCACGAAAACUGCAAAGGUUUUCGGAAUGGCAGCACAAAUUUAUUCUAAUUCAUUCCGUGACGGGUGCACAUAAUUCAGGUAGCCUGGAGUGGCUCAAAAGAGCCAGGUACCGCGGGUCUCCUCCCCUACUGUGAUUAGUUGAGAGCUCUGAGCUCUGAUUGGUGCAUAACUUAUGACGUGUCUAAGGACAUCGCUUCUGAAGGCAUCAACCUUUUUCUGGAUUGUUUCUAGUCUCUCUGAGCACAAACGGCACAUCCACCCUUCAUUGAUGUAUAAUCUGACAUAUCUCUGUAGCAAAUAGGCUAAAUUUGCACAACAACUUUCCUAGCGUCCUUUGCAUGUUUUUGACAUACAAAACAAAUCCCUUUUGUAAAUUAUGGCUUUACAGGAGUCAAAUCAUCAACAGCACCAUCCUCCAACAAGGAGGCCGCCAUGUUUUUCUGUUUUGGUCACGUUGUCUCACGUUCGUGGCGUUGCAAGGUAUGACCAGUGGGAAUUCCCACCAUAUUGGGUUACAAAAUGGCCACUGAACACAGGCGUAAUGUGCAUCGCCUACGCCGGAAGCAGGCUAAGGUUAGGGUUGGAGUAGGAGUAGGGUUAGUAAUAGUGAGUUUAAAAAACCCUGCCACGAAAAUUUUAAUCAUUUCGUGAUGGGAGGACGAAGAAAAAUGUGAGACUGGGCUGCUUCAUAAAUAUCAGAAUGCAGCGGCCCUUUGUCGUUCUCUUUGUAGCGAUGCUUCGUCUGAGUUUGUCCAUUGUGUUAUUGUCACCGACAUGAUGAUGAAUGAAUCGUAUACUAUCAAAACAUUAUACCCUUGAGCUGUUUAUUCCGCUCCUUUUCAGCUUGCAUGUGAAGUUUGUACAAUAAAAUGUUACAGUACCACUAAAAAAAACCAUGUUACUUAUUGUAUAUGUGUCUGCCAGCAUGUGCAGUCCUGAAAUAUUAAGAUCAAGCAGGAGCAGAAGGUUCCCAGUUCGAGGCUUGGGUUGGUUAGGUUAGACCGUACUUGUGUGACGCGCCUUGAGGCAGCUUUGUUGUGAUUUGGCUCUAUAUAAACGAAGUAAAUUGAAAUAAAUUAAGGACCAACCCCCCCCCCCCCCCUUUUCCCGUUCCCCAUGUAAUGUGGAGUUGUGUUAGAACGGACAUCCCGCAUAAAAUGUGGAAAUCAACAUGUAGAUCCAUAAUGGAUCUGCUAUGGCGACCUCCAUUGAAAAAGGAAGAAGCUAAAAAAAAUAUGAGGGAGGCUUAGUUGGAGAGUAACAUAUUUUAAAGACUAAUUGCUUCUAAAAUAAAUUGCGUUUACAUUUAUGUUCGCAACUGUGAAAGUUCUCGAAUGUGGCUUGUUUGGCUCAUAGGUAUAAAGAUUUGAAUGUUGAAUUGUGUAUUUAAUGGAAAUUUAAUGUUGUGUGGGAUCGUAAUUAUCGGUUGAAUUUGUACAGUUAUUGCUUCAGUCGAAAAUACAAAUAAAUGCCUUUUAGAAUUUCA